AUGCCGCCAAAAAAGAGCCUUCGGCGGCGGCCCGCGACGCCAAACCUCAACGUCGCUCAACUUCGAGCCCAAGUACAAGAAGUCCAGAAUCAACCUCUCACCGCCGACCCCAACUCGCCACCAGAAACCCCCACCACAUCGCCGCCAUUCCUACGCAAGACCAGUCUAAAACCUCGGCGCCAACCUGACUUUCAUGAUUAUUUUCAGUCCUUGGAUUCGGAUCCUAACAUCAAGCCAACUGGCGAUGGACACCAAUUCAGCUAUCAGCCUUCAGUUGGCCCUCAUCAGUUAAGCCCUCGCUCGUCUUCCUCAUCCGGCAUGGCCGACGACACCAGUGAUGAGGACAGCAGCAGUGAAGAUGAGGAUGAAGAAGGUUCGGCAAGUCCCAGCAUACGGAGCAUGGGGAAUGCUACUGGCCCAGCCGUCUCCUCACCAAUUGACGACUCUGCUAUGGAGCUUGGCGACGAUGACACCGACAGCUCUAGUGAUUCAGACACUUCAGAAUCUGACUCAGGCUCAGAAUCCGACAGAUCCGGCGCAACAGACGAAGCUGAGACGUCUCACAUUACUGUUACUUCAACGGCUACGGCUACAGUUGCUUGUAAUUUCACUGUCGAGGAUAUUGACCCUAUGGAUAGCGAUUGCGACGGACUCGAUGUUCUACAACCUACCGAGAUUGAAUCCAAUCGCAGUCGCUCAAGGUCACGAAGCAGGAAAGCCCACAAGACUAUGGUCAAGGAUUUUAGGAAUCUCACUUGCAGCAACGAAACAUCAGAUAACGAGCAAAGUCCCGAGGGCGAGGGCGAACUUGACGAGGAAGCGCAAUUCUUGAAGCGCCGCGAGCAAAUCAAGAAAUUCCGACGUAUGAGCAUGGGUAGCAGCUUUGGCAAACGGACACACAGCGAGCUCAGCGACUCGGAGGAUGAGGGCGAAGGGCUCGACGCAAACGAGGUCGGCUCCAGCGCACGCCGUAUGCGGAGAAAGAUGCAUCGCACCAGCUUAUUAUUCCAUGAUCCGCCCCCUGCGCGGAUCGAGGAGCUUGAGGAGCCAGACUCCAGUGAGGAUGAACUUGUCGCGCACCAGCAUCUCGCAAGGGAAUUGCCCUAUUGGGCCAUCGAAAUUAUGGAGAUGGGCUCAAGCUCCAGCUAG
Fusarium fujikuroi IMI 58289 is the source of this 1149-nucleotide messenger RNA. RefSeq lists its product as uncharacterized. The coding region runs from base 1 to 1149 and encodes 382 amino acids. The record is from RefSeq and is a predicted model, not a curated record. The transcript has a single exon. NCBI's taxonomy places the organism in Eukaryota, Fungi, Ascomycota, Sordariomycetes, Hypocreales, Nectriaceae.